Pieris macdunnoughi is the source of this 22419-nucleotide messenger RNA. The record is from the annotation of a GenBank genome assembly. NCBI's taxonomy places the organism in Eukaryota, Metazoa, Arthropoda, Insecta, Lepidoptera, Pieridae.
AUGGCAGCUGUUAUAAAAAAAUCUAGUAAAUCAAUAACAUCAUCUUCAGUUUCUACUAAAACUGUUACAUCUUCUGCUACUGGUAAAUCUGUUACUUCUACUACUGGUAGUAGAUUAUCUGUAACUGCUAUAGAUUUUCAGCUUGAUGUGCGAAGAAAAUCCGGUGAUUCAAGAAGACCAUCGAUCCAGGACUUGGAGGACUUAAUCAACAAGCCUUCAACACCUCUUAAGCCUUCUGGAAAUGACGGCCCACCAAUUGUCGAGGCCCAAGAAAACUACAGUGCGGUUGAAGAUCAAACUGGAUACAUCCAGGUUUCGGUGGAGGGUAACCCACCACCAACAUUCAAAUUCUACAAAGGUGUCACUGAGAUUAUCGAAGGGGGUCGCUUCAAAUUCGUCACAGAUGGCGAAGCGGGUCUCGUUACGUUAUGUAUGAGAAAGGUUAAACCUAAUGAUGAAGGUACAUACAAGGUGGUUGUUAGCAACAUCAAUGGCGAAGACUCGGCUGAAACACAGCUUUAUGUCUCAGACGCCAGUGGUAUGGACUUCCGUGCUAUGUUAAAGAAACGGAAAUACAAAAAAUGGGACGAAAACAAAGGUGAUCCAAAUUGGGGUGAUUUGAAGGAGGUUGAAAAACCUCUACCCGCUCUAAAGAAGGUUGAAAAGAAACAAGAGUCCUUCUUGAAGCCACUUGUAGACCAAAAUGCUAAGGAGGGCAAGGACAAAAAGGUUACCUUCGAGGCGAUUUUCUCGAAGCCAAAUUCUAAACCGAAGUGGUUCUUCCGUAAGGAUGAACUUUUCCCUGGCUCGAAGUAUAAGAUGACAAAUGAACAGGAUUCGUACAAGCUGAUUAUUUUCAACCCGAAAGUGGAAGAUACUGGAAAAAUAACAAUUGAAAUCGGUGGUGUAUCUUGCACUGCUUUCCUGCAAGUAGAAGAACCAGAUCCCACAUAUAGCUUCACGAAGCAUUUGAAGAAAACUUUGACAGGAUACACGAAGCAUGAGGUGGUCUUGGAGUGUACUAUUUCAAGCAGUCUCGCUAUUGUAUCUUGGUGGAAAGGAGAAGAAAAGAUCGAAGAUAGCGAUGAUAUUACCAUAUCAAAGGAUUUGUCUGGUGUUUGUAAGUUGAUCAUAAAGAAAGCUAAAUUGGAAGAUGCAGCCAAGUACUCUUGUCGAAUUGAGAAGCAGAAUGAUAAGACUGAGUGUGACUUGAAGAUUGUGGAAUACCAAUACAAAUUCACCAAGGUGCUGAAGUCUCAACAAGCUAUUGAAAAAGACACAAUAACAUUACUCUGCGAGCUGGACGAUGCUGCUGGUGAUGUUAAAUGGUUCAAGAACGACCAGCCCCUGAAGGUAGACAAACGUAUAUCCAUAGUAAAGGAAGGUCGCAAGCGUAAGGUCGUAAUCAAAGAUGCUAAAGUAACGGAUGCAGGCCACUUCAAGUGUGUCAGCAACGCUGAUGAGACUACUUGCGAAUUGAUAAUCAAUUACUCUAAUCGCUUCAACAAGAAGUUGAAGGAUACAGAAGCAAUUGAAAGAGAAAAGGUGGUUCUGGAAGUGGAACUCCAGGAUCAGACUGCGGAAGCUGUUUGGUCUUUCAAUGGAGAGCCCAUUGUUCCCAAUGAGAGGAUUGAAAUCAAAAACCUGGGUGGCGGUAAGCACCAGCUGAUCUUUAACAAGCUGGAGAUGGAAGAUGAUGGCGAGAUCCUAUGUGAAUCUGGCAAACUUCAAUCAUCAUGUAAGCUGACAGUGAAGAAGGGAGAGUCCAAGCCAAUGAUUGAGUGUCCCGAUGAAUUCCACGGUACUGCUGGACAUCCGUUCGUUAUCGAGGUGCCUUAUAAAAUAUCCGGCAACAGACAAACACAAAUUGAAGCGAAACUUAUCAAGGACGGUAAAAUCCUACCUAACAAAGAAGUCGAAGCCGUGGUUGAACAAGAGAAGGUUCUAUUCAAGAUCAAAAAGCCAGUCAGAGAGGCAUCUGGAAAGUACCAGAUCAAACUAUCGAAUGCUCAAGGUGAAGACUCGAAGGACGUCAACAUUUGCAUGCAGAGUGAACCAACAGCGCCACAGAAUGUGGAAGUCAGCGAGAUCUUCCAGACGUCAUGUGUGGUCACGUGGAAGACGCCUCAAGAUGACGGUGGUUCACCGAUCAUCAAAUAUAUAAUUGAACGACAGGAUCUGUCUCUAAAAGCAGCGUGGGACAACGUUGGUGAAGUUGCCCAAGGAGAACCAACCAAAUACAAAGUGGAAGACCUCAUUCCCAAAAAGACUUACAAGUUUAGGAUACGUGCGGUUAACAAGAUUGGUUCUAGUGAACCGGGACUCUUUGCCAAGCCAGUUUUGGCUAAGGAUCCUUGGGAUGAACCAUCCAAACCCAAAGGCGUGGAACUCACAGACUGGGACAAAGACCAUGCAGACCUCAAGUGGGAGAAACCAGACAAUGAUGGGGGCGCUACCAUCACUGGAUACCAAGUGGAAUAUAAGGAGAAAUUCGGCAAAGACUGGGUGAAGGGUGUGGAAGUAUCUGGUGAUACACUGAAAGCAACUCAGGAUGGACUAAAAGAGGGAUGUACCUAUGAGUUCAGGGUUCGCGCCAUCAACAAAGCCGGUCCUGGUGAACCUAGUGACAGCACUAAGCCUAUUAUCGCUAAGUGCAGAUUUGUAAAACCAUACAUUGUUGGCGAGGGUCUUCAGAGUAUGAUCAUCAAGAAGGGACAGGUUAUCUCGUUUGACAUCAAGUAUGGUGGUGAACCAGAACCUGAAGUGAAAUGGAUGAAGGGUGAAGAGGAAAUUAACGACGAUGGCGAACGUAUCACCAUUGAUAAAUACGAGAGGAACACGGUUCUCACCGUAAGGAAGACCACGCGACCGGAUAGUGGAAAAUAUAAGCUGGUGUUAACCAACUCAUCUGGUACCUGCGAAAGUAUUGGUGACGUCGUGGUACUUGAUAAACCCAACAAGCCUAACGGUCCGAUCGAAGUUACGGAAAUCCGCGCGGAGAAGGCGACAGUCAAAUGGCAGAAACCAGACGACUGGAAGGGAUCCGAUAUCACAGGCUACACGCUGGAGAAACUCGAUAUGGAUACCGGAAACUGGAUCCCGUGCGGCGAGACUGGUCCAGAACCGACUCAGUUUACCGUCACAGGUCUUACCCCCAACCACAAAUACAAGUUCAGAGUUCGAGCCGUCAACAAGGAGGGAGAGUCUGAACCUUUGGAGACUGAUGGAUUCAUCGUUGCGAAGAAUCCAUAUGAUCCUCCAAAGGCUCCAGGAAAGCCAACUAUUAUUGAUUAUGAUAAUAUGUCUGUGACCCUACAAUGGGAGCCACCAACUGACAAUGGUGGUCGCGCGGUGAUGGGUUAUGUGAUUGAGAUGAAGGACAAGUUCUCACCAGAUUGGAUAGAGGUUGUUAAAACAACAGACACCAAGACAGAGGCAAAGGUGGAAGGUCUUAAAGAGAAGAUGAUCUACCAGUUCCGAGUGAAAGCAUACAAUAAGGCUGGUGUUGGUGAAGCUUCUGAGCCCACCGCAAACCACCUCUGCAAGCAUAGGAACUUGAAACCACGCAUUGAGCGCAGCACCUUCAAGUCUGUGAUAAUCAAGGCUGGACGUACACACAAGUGGUCAGUGGAUGUUACUGGUGAACCUCCACCAGAAAAGACCUGGUCUUGGCGUGAAAACAUCAAACUAGUUAACACAGAACGUAUUAAGAUUGAGAAUCAAGAUUACCAUACAGAUUUCACAAUCGUGAAUGCUGUGAGACGUGACACUGGCCAAUAUACCUUGAGAAUUGAGAACUGCAAUGGUUUUGAUCAAGAGACAGUUGAACUUACAGUAUUGGGCAAGCCCAGCUCGCCUAAAGGCCCUCUCGAAGUAUCAGACAUCCACGCGGAAGGCUGCAAGGUUAGGUGGGAGAAACCAGAAGACGACGGUGGUUCUCCCGUCAAAGAGUAUGAGUUGGAGAAAAUGGAUCUUGCAACAGGAAAAUGGGUGCGCGUGGGCAGGGUUGCUGGUGACAAGAAGCCAUUGGAAAUGGAGGUGACAGGUCUAGAACCAGGUCACCAGUACAAGUUUAGAGUAACAGCUGUCAAUGAUGAGGGAGACUCGGAGCCUUUGGAGACUGAAAAGGCCAUACUCGCUAAGAAUCCGUUUGAUGUGGCCGAGAAGCCAGGCAACGUGGAGGUGGCUGAUCACGAUAACCAGAGUGCGGAGAUCAAAUGGGAGCCUCCCAAGAAUGACGGAGGCGCGCCCAUUCAGAAGUAUAUCAUACAAAAGAGGCCCAAGGGCGGAGACUGGGAGAACGCUGCUGAGGUUCCUGGUAGCGCAACAAGUGGCAAAGUCGAUGGCUUACCUGAAGGAAGCGAGUACGAGUUCCGCGUGAUCGCAGUUAACAAGGCAGGACCAUCGGAGGCCUCUGAACCCACCAAGAUGACGACCAUAAGACAUAAAGCAUUGAAACCACGCAUCGACCGAACCAACUUGAAGGCAGUUGCGGUGCGCGCAGGCAAACCGAUAUUCUUCGACGUCAACGUCAGAGGAGAACCCGCACCCAAGGUGCAGUGGUUCCAGAAGUGGAAGGACGUCGAGAAAGAGGUGACAGAAAACGUUAUCAACGUGGACUACAACACGAAACUGGACAUCAAGGAUUCGGUCCGUGCUAUGACCGGAACAUACCGCAUUCUAGCGACAAACGAACACGGAAAGGAUGAGGCUGAAGUGGAAAUCACUGUCCUCUCUUCACCGAGCAAACCUGGCGGUCCACUCAAGGUCACGGAUGUUACGAAGAAUGGCUGCAAGUUGGCCUGGAAGAAGCCGGAAGAUGAUGGCGGUAAACCCGUCACAGGUUACGUAGUAGAGAAAUUGAACAAAGCGACUGGCCGUUGGGUUCCAGUUGGAAAGACCGAUGAUACAGAGAUGGAAAUUAAGGGAUUACAGGAAGGAGAAGAAUAUGAGUUCAGGGUUAAGGCUGUCAAUGACGAAGGAGAGUCGGAACCGCUUAAGACUGACCACUCUAUCGUUGCUAAGAAUCCUUAUGAUAUCCCUGGUAAGCCAUCUGUACCAACUAUCGAAGACUGGGACGUGGAUCGCGUUGACCUGAAAUGGGAAGCUCCCAAAAACAAUGGAGGCGCUCCCAUCACUGGCUACGUUAUUGAGAAGAAGGACAAGUUUGGAACAUGGCAGGAAGCUCUGGUCACAACUACGCCAGAGUGCAAAGCUCGUGUACCCGAACUAAAAGAAGGCAACACAUACCAAUUCCGAGUAAGAGCGGUGAACAAGGCGGGUCCGGGUGAACCGGGCGAACCCACGCAACCGCAUCUCGCUAAGGCUAGGUUCUUGAAACCGCUCAUCAACCGCGACAAGAUGGUGGCGAUUCGUGUUCGCGCUGGUACCACUAUCAAGUUGGAUGUUGACAUCAAGGGUGAACCUCCACCGACCAAGACUUGGAAGUUUGCCAACAAGGUCAUCGAGACCGGUCCAGGUGUAAAACUGGAGAAUGAGGACUACAACACCAAACUGCAGAUAUCCGAGUCCUCGUGGAAGAACACUGGCAUAUACACCCUGAAAGCGGAGAACGAUUCUGGAGUGGACGAGGCGACUGUUGAGAUUACUGUACUUGACAAGCCAGGUAAACCCGAAGGCCCGCUGGAAGUGUCCGACGUGCACGCGGAACACGCGAAGCUGUCUUGGAAGAAACCCAAGCACACGGGAGGAUUGCCUCUCAGCGCCUUCAUCGUUGAGAAGAUGGACACGCUCACUGGCAAAUGGUCACCCGCUGGUACCAUUGACCCGGACGUUACUGAGGCUACAGUUACAGGCCUCGAACCGGGACACACCUACCAAUUCCGCGUGAAGGCCCUCAACGAGGAAGGAGAGUCCGAGCCAUUAGAGACGGACCACGGCAUUCUCGCGAAGAACCCGUACGAUGUCCCAUGUCCCCCUGGACUUCCGGAUAUCGUGGAUUGGGACGAAAAAUCUGUGAAAUUGAAGUGGGAGCCCCCGAUACGGGACAAUGGAGCACCAAUUACUGGAUAUAUCAUUGAAGCAAUGGACAAAGACCGUGGAGAGUUUGUCAAGAAGUCCAAGGCAACAUCUGCCAAGGAACAGUACCAAAACUGGAAGAAGGGCAACCAGUACCAGUUCCGUGUACGAGCUGUCAAUAAGGCUGGAAAAUCCGAGCCUUCGGAGAACACCAACUGGCAUACUGCUAAGCCAAGAUUCUUGAAGCCACGCAUCGACCGCACAAACCUGAACCCGAUCACGGUGAAGGCUGGUCUUCCUGUCUCCUUGGACGUGAAGGUGUUCGGCGAGCCUCCGGCCACCGUCACUUGGCACUUCAACGGCCAGGAACUCGCCAACCGGGAGAACCUGGAGAUCAUCAACGUGGAUUAUAACACCAAGUUCUUGAUGAUGAAGAGCAAACGCGCCAACAGCGGCAAAUACGUAAUUAAGGCGAAGAAUGAAGUCGGCGAAGACGAGGCUGAAGUGGAGAUUAUUGUUGUUGGCAAGCCAUCCAAACCCAAGGGCCCCUUGGACGUGGCAGACGUGACAAAGAACGGAUGUACACUGACCUGGCAGAAGCCGGAAGACGAUGGUGGAUCACCCAUCGAAUACUAUGAGAUUGAAAAACUCGAUCCACUCACUGGUCAAUGGCUCCCAUGCGGCACAGCAAAGGACUGCAAAGCAAACGUAACAGGCUUACAAGAAGGCAAGCCUUACAAGUUCAGAGUAAAGGCUGUUAACAAGGAAGGAGAGUCAGAAGAAUUAGAGACUGAGAAGACCAUCAUAGCUAAGAAUCCAUUUGAUGAACCCGGCAAGCCUGGUAGACCCGAGCCACGCAACUGGGACAAGGACUUCGUUGACUUGGAAUGGUCGGCGCCGAAGGAUGACGGUGGGGCUCCCAUCACUGGAUAUAUCAUACAGAAGAAGGAGAAGGGCAGCAGAACAUGGCAAGACUGUCUCCGUACAACUGGCGAUCGUCCAACGGGCCGUGUGACUGACGUGGAAGAAGGACACGAAUACCAAUUCCGGAUUAUCGCUCAGAACAAGGCUGGCCCCGGAGAACCUUCCGAACCCAGCAAGUCCGUUAUUGCUAAGCCGAGAUUCUUGGCUCCACGCAUCGACCGCAAGAACCUUCAGAAACGCAAGGUCAAGGUGGGUCAGACUCUGAAGUUUGAGGCUGACGUGAAAGGCGAACCUGAACCCACGAUCACUUGGACGCUCAAUGAGAAACCCCUCAAAGUCGAGGAGCGUCUCAAGAUUGAGAAUCAAGAUUACCACACCUCGUUCACCCUGCAGAAGGUGACGAGAGCUGACGGUGGAAAGUAUGUGGUGACAGCCAAGAAUGACACGGGAGUGGACAGUGUGGAGAUUGAAGUUAUGGUCGUCAGCAAACCGGCUAAGCCUAAGGGACCUCUGAAGGUCUCUGACGUGAAGGCAGACGGAUGCAAGCUCCAAUGGGAGGCUCCCGAAGACGAUGGAGGCGAACCAAUCGAAAGCUACGUCGUGGAACGCAUGGACACGGAAACCGGACGCUGGGUGCCCGUUUGUACCACGAAGACGCCAGAAGCUGACGUCACAGGGUUGAACGAGGGCAAGGACUAUCUGUUCCGAGUGAAGGCGGUCAAUCCGGAGGGUGAGAGUGAGCCAUUGGUCACUGAGACCGCGACCACGGCUAAGAAUCCUUAUGGCGAGCCAGAUGCGCCAGGCAAACCAGAGUUCAAGGACUGGAGCGCGAACCACGUAGACCUGAAGUGGGAGAAGCCAGCAAGCGAUGGUGGGGCUCCCAUCACCGCUUACAUCGUAGAGAAGAAGGACCGGGAUACUGGCAAAUGGGUUAAAGCUGUCGAGGUGCCUGGCACCAAGACUGAAGCCCGAGUGCCGGAUCUGAUUGAGGGCAAGACUUAUCAGUUCCGAGUGAAGGCUGUGAACAAGGCUGGUCCUGGAAAGCCUUCCACCGCCACUGACAACUUACUGGCUAAGGACAGAUUUGCCCCACCACGUAUCGACCGCACAAACAUGCGUGAUCUGACGCUGAAGGCUGGGCAGAACAUCAGGCUGGACGUCAAGGUCACUGGCGAACCUGCUCCUACAAAGACUUGGUUCCACAACAAAGAGCGUCUAUCAACACGUGACGAUCUCACGGUGGACGUGGAAGACUACAGAACCAAGUUAUCGGUGAUCAUCGCGUCUCGCAAGCACAGCGGCACGUACGUGCUGAAGGCUGAGAACAGCAGCGGAAAGGACGAGGCCUCCAUACAAGUCAUCGUAUUGGAUGUGCCUGCUAAACCCGAAGGACCACUUAAGAUUUCGGACGUACACAAAGAAGGAUGUACGCUCAAAUGGAACGCCCCGUUGGACGACGGUGGAGCUCCGAUCGAUCACUAUUUAGUCGAGAAGCUCGAUACAGAAACCGGUAGAUGGCUACCAGCCCUCAAGACCAAGGAACCCAAGGCUGAAGUUGAGAACCUGGUUCCAGGACACGAAUACAAGUUCAGAGUUUCUGCUGUCAAUAAUGAAGGCGUUUCAGAACCAUUGGAAGCAGACCACUCCAUCAUUGCGAAGAAUCCGUUCGAUGAGCCCGGCAAGCCCGGAACACCGGAAGUGGUCGACUGGGACAAAGAUCAUGUUGAUCUCAAAUGGCAGAAGCCUCUUAAAGAUGGAGGAGCACCCAUCACUGGGUACAUUAUUGAGAAACGGGAAGUUGGAUCGCCCAAAUGGGUCAAGGCUUGUGAGGUCGGUCCAAACGACAACGAAAAAGCGACAGUGGGUAACUUGGACGAAGGCACCGAAUACGAGUUCAGGGUGCGAGCUAUUAACGAGGCUGGUCCAGGUGAACCUAGCGAUGCCAGCAAAUCUGUCACCUGCAAACCUAGGAGAUUGGCACCAAAGAUCGACCGCCGUAGCUUACGUGCCAUCAAAGUGCGUGAAGGCGAACCCAUCUCAUUGGAUGUUAAAGUUUCCGGUGAACCACCACCAGAUGUUGCUUGGUCUCUCAACGGAAAGAUGGUCACCAGCGGUAACGGACUUAAAUUGGUGAAUGUUCCGUACCUGAGCAAGUACCAGCAUUCAAGUCCGCGAAGAAAGGAUUCCGGCGUUUACAAGAUCCAGGCCGUCAACAAGUAUGGAUCAGACACGGCUGAAGUCGAAAUUACUGUUGUUGGCAAGCCGGAUAAACCCGAAGGACCAUUAGAAGUGUCAGACAUUCACAAAGAAGGAUGCACGCUGAAGUGGAAGAGACCUAAAGAUGACGGAGGCGAACCCAUCGAUGCCUAUCUGGUGGAGAAGUACGACACAGAAACCGGCACUUGGCUUCCAGUCGGGAAGACUAUUGGAAAUGUUCCCGAGAUGGAGGUUGACGGAUUAACACCUGGCCACGAGUACAAGUUCCGAGUGAAGGCGAUCAACAAGGAGGGCGAAUCUGAACCUCUCGAAACCUUCGGACCUAUUGUUGCUAAGGAUCCAUUUACUGUCCCUGAAGCACCAUCUGCGCCAGUGCCAGACGAUUGGUCGGCCAACCACGUGGACCUCAACCCGUUAUGGGAAAAGGCUGUUGAGACACAUACGCCUAACCCAGCUGCUACUAUUAAUGGCUUGAUCGAAGGUAACGAAUACCAGUUCCGAGUGAUCGCAAUAAACAAGGCUGGCCAGAGUAAGCCCUCGGAGUCCAGCAAAAACUUCGUGGCUAAACCGCGGUUCCUCGCUCCGAAGAUUGACAGGCGCUACCUUCGCGACGUGACCCUGUCUGCCGGAUCCACUCUAAAGUUGGAAGCUGCCAUCACUGGAGAACCAGCUCCGGCUGUGGAAUGGAGAUACCAGAACAUGCCACUGCGCUCAUCAAAGGCUGUGACAAUCGACUCACCAGAGUACUUCACGAAACUAAUAGUUCGGCCUGUGAGGAGGGACGAUACCGGGGAAUACACCGUGACGGCGGCCAAUUCCAGUGGAAAAGACACUGUCACCAUAAAUGUGCUGGUCACCGACAAGCCUAUGAAGCCGGAGGGACCUUUACAGAUAUCGGACGUUCACAAGGACGGCGCUACCCUGAAGUGGAAGAGACCGAAGGACGAUGGCGGAGCUCCGAUCGAAUAUUACCAGAUCGACAAACUGGACACCGAGACUGGCGUCUGGGUACCUUGUGCUAGAUCUGAUGAACCAAAAUGUGAUGUUACAAACCUGACACCAGGCAAAGAGUACAAGUUCAGAGUAGCGGCAGUCAACUCGGAAGGGGAAUCUGAACCCUUGGUGUCGGAGACUAGCAUUGUUGCCAAGAACCCGUAUGAUGAACCUGGUGCACCUGGAACGCCGUCAGUGACAGACUGGGACAAGGACCACGUGGACCUCAAAUGGACUCCGCCCACUGAAGAUGGUGGAGCUCCCAUUGAAGGAUACAUCGUGGAGAAGAAGGACAAGUUCGGAAACUGGGAGAAGGCGUUGGAAGUGCCUGCCGAUAAGACAAACUGCACUGUGCCUGACCUGGUCGAAGGACAGACUUAUGAGUUCCGAGUCCGUGCGGUCAACAAGGCUGGUCCAGGAGUGCCAAGUGACAGCACACACCCGAUUGUGGCCAAACCCAGGAAUCUGGCCCCUAAGAUUGACAGGACCAACCUCAUUGAUAUCAAGAUCAAGGUUGGACAGAAGUUUGCCUUUGACGUUAAGGUAUCUGGAGAACCAAUGCCUGAAACCAAAUGGUUCCUGGGCAAGCGGGAAGUCAAAUCGAGCGGUGAUGUUAAAGUACAGCAUUCGGACUAUAACACCAAAAUUACCUGCAAAGCGGCCAGAAGAGGCGACAGCGGGAAAUACACAAUUACUGCUGAAAACGUCAACGGCAAAGAUGUUGCUGAUGUGGAAGUUAUUGUGCUGGACGUGCCCAGCCCACCUGGAGGACCACUUAAGGUUUCCGACGUCCAUGCAAACGGUGCUAAGCUGUCAUGGAACCCACCAGGCGACGACGGUGGUCAACCCAUAGAGAAGUACGUCGUCGAGAGGAUGGAUGAAGCCACCGGAAGAUGGGUCAACGCCGGAGAAACCGAUGGACCCACCACUAACUUAGCAGUUGACGGAUUACAACCCGGACACAAGUACAAGUUCAGGGUCCGAGCUGUUAAUAGGCAAGGAAAAUCAGAGCCAUUGACGACACCGCACGCAACAGAGGCCAAGAAUCCCUUCGAUGUCGCAGGCAAACCUGGAACGCCCAGGAUCAAGGACUUCGACAAAGACUUUGUGGAACUGGACUGGACUAGACCAGACAGCGACGGCGGUGCUCCCAUUACUGGAUAUGUUAUCGAGAAGAAAGAUAGAUUUGCGCCAGACUGGGAAGAAUGUGCACAGAUCGAGGGUGACGUCACAUCUGGCAAAGUUCCCGAUCUGAUCGAAGGCAACACCUACGAGUUCAGGAUUCGCGCCGUGAACAAGGCCGGCAAAGGUGAACCCAGUGACGGAACGGCGCCACACCUUGCGAGGCCUAAAAACCUGGCCCCCAAGAUCGACAGAAACUUUAUGUUCGAUAUCAAAAUCAAAGUGGGACAAAACUUCGAGUUGGAUGUUCCAGUCAUCGGCGAACCGACGCCCACGAAAGAGUGGCUUCACGAAUCAAAUCUCGUUUACAAUGCGGACAGAGUUAAGAUCGUCAACGACGAUCAUUCCUCUAAAAUCAGGGUCGUGGACGCUAAACGCGCAGACACAGGAAUAUACACGCUCAAAGCCAAGAAUAUCAACGGAACCGAUUCAGCCACAGUCAAAAUCCUCGUCAUGGACGUCCCGACGGCUCCCGAAGGACCGUUGCGGGUGGAUGAUAUUACAAAGAACGGCUGCUCAUUGAGAUGGAGGCCGCCCAAAGACGACGGUGGCUGCGAGAUUACACACUACGUUAUCGAGAAGAUGGAUCAAGAAAACCUGCGCUGGAUUCCAGCCGGUGAAGUCCAAGGCUGUCACAUUCGUAUCGAUCACUUGAUUGAAGGACACGAUUACAACUUCCGCGUCCGCGCUGUCAACAAGCAAGGAGAAUCUCAGCCAUUGGUCGGCACCGAGCCGAUCACCGCUAAAGAUCCCUACGGUACGCCCGACAAGCCUGGAACUCCAGUCGUCAAAGACUGGGACAAAGAUCACAUGGAUAUCGAAUGGGUCCCGCCCAAAAAAGAUGGCGGAUCGCCCAUCACCGGCUACGUCAUCGAAGCGAGAAAGAAAUACGGGCCGUGGGAGGUCGCUGCAACCGUCCCCGGUAACAAAACUACGGCAACUGUUCCCGGAUUGCAAGAAGGCGAAGAGUAUGAGUUCAGAGUCAUCGCUGUCAACAAAGCUGGAAACGGCGAACCGAGCGACGCGUCUACCCCUCAAGUGGCUAAAGCGCGAUUCUGUGCGCCGACGUUCGACAAACACCUUCUCUGUGACAAAACUGUCAAAGCCGGACAGAGAAUUCAAUACGAAAUCCCGAUAGAGGCCUCUCCGAAACCUACGGUCGAAUGGCAGAUCAACGGUAAACCCGUUCAACCAUCUGACAGAAUUGAUAUUCAAGUCCUUCAUAACAGGGUCAUACUAGACAUUCCAUUCUCCGUCCGCACAGAUGGAGGCGUUUAUAAAUUGACUCUCAAGAAUGAUCUCGGAGUCUGCUCAGCCUCUGCCCAAGUCGUUGUACUAGAUAAACCGUCGAGGCCCGAAAAACCUUUAGUCGUAGCGGAUAUUACCAAAGAUUCCUGCUCGUUGUCAUGGAAAGUGCCUCUCGACGACGGCGGCUCACCCAUCUUGCAUUACGUCAUCGAGAAGAUGGACCUGUCUCGCGGCACCUGGUCAGACGCCGGCAUGAGCACGUUCUUAUCACACCAAGUGACUAGACUAAUUCACAAGAAGGAAUAUUUGUUCCGAGUUAGCGCAGUGAACGCAAUCGGACAAUCUGAGCCCCUAGAAUUAGAUCGUGCCAUUGUUGCUAAGAACGAAUUCGAUGAACCGACUGCUCCGGGUAAACCUCAAGCUACGGACUGGAGUAAGAACCACGUCGACUUGGAAUGGACUCCGCCGAAAUCUGAUGGUGGCUCACCGAUCACCGGAUACAUCAUUCAGAAGAAAGAAAAGGGCAGUCCCUACUGGGUUAACGCAGCUCACGUCCCGGCCAACAAGAACAAAGCUACGGUUCCUGAUUUAGUGGAAGGACAAGAUUACGAGUUCCGGGUCAUCGCGGUCAACCAAGCGGGACAGUCUGAACCUAGCGAACCGUCAGAUAUUAUUACUGCUAAAGACAGAUUUGUCGCACCGAAGAUUCUUACCCCGCUCAAAGAGAUCAGCAUCAAAGCUGGUCUUAUCUUCCACUUGGAUGUCGACUUUAUUGGUGAACCGAUUCCUGAAGUCAAAUGGACCUGUGACGGCAAACCAGUCGUUACUAACGAAAGAACUACGGUUACGUCUGUCGGUCAUCACACAAUUAUACACACAGUGAACUGUAAACGAUCUGAUGCUGGAAAAUACCACCUGUCACUCAAGAAUGACUCCGGCUCUGAUGAAGGCAGCUUUGAGCUAAUAGUUCUCGAUGUACCUGGACCUCCGCAACCACAAUUUGAAUAUGAAGAAAUCACUGCCCAAUCUGUCACAUUGUCUUGGAACGCACCUAAAGAUAACGGUGGCAGUGAAUUGACAGCUUACGUUAUUGAAAAGAGAGAUUUGACACACGGCGGUGGCUGGGUGCCGGCUGUCACGUACAUAAACCCGCGUAACACCCACGCUACAGUACCCAGACUGGCAGAAGGCACAAAGUAUGAAUUCAGAGUCUUUGCUGAGAAUUUACAAGGACGUUCAGAGCCCUUGGUAACAGAUAGGGCUGUCGUGGCCAAGAACCAAUACACGGUUCCCGGCAAGCCUGGAAAACCAGAGCUUUUGUCGGCUGACAAAGAUCACAUUAAGAUCAAAUGGUCGUCGCCAAUUUCAAAUGGAGGAUCUAACAUACUGGGCUACGACGUUGAAAGACGAGACAAGGCGACGGGCCGCUGGAUUAAAGUAAACCGAGAACCCGUGCGAUUCAAUGAAUAUAAGGACGACAGGGUACAAGAAGGCCACCAGUAUGAAUACAGAGUGUCUGCCGUUAAUGCCGCUGGCGCUGGUCAACCUUCAGAUGAGUCUAACGUAUUCAUCGCUAAACCAAUGAAGGAGAAACCCAAACUAAGCUUAGACCACCUGAUUGGACGUAAGAUUAAGGUGCGAGCGGGAGAACCGAUUAAUAUUAACAUUCCAAUUGCCGGUGCACCAACACCGACCAUCUCUUGGACUAAGGGAUCCAUUCCGCUUGUACCUUCACAUAGACUGUCUUCUGAGACAAAAGCUGAUCUUACUAGACUUUGUAUUGAAAAAUCUACACGGGAUGAUGCUGGAAAAUACACAAUUACGGCCUCAAAUGAACACGGCAAGGAUUCGGCUGAUAUUGAAGUAAUUGUUGUCGACAAACCUGGACCUCCCAAAGGACCGCUUUCUUGUACACCGGUCACUCAUGACACUAUCAGUUUGACGUGGAACCCGCCAUCAGACGAUGGUGGCAGUGAAAUCACUGGCUACAUCGUGGAAGUCGCUGAAUUUGGCGUCAAUGAUUGGCGCACAGUAGCCGGUUUCUGUCCCAAAUGCUCGUUCAACGUUAAGAAUCUGACAGAGGGCAAGAAAUAUGUAUUCAGAAUACGCGCUGAGAACUUAUAUGGUAUCUCAGAGCCGCUAGAAAGCAAACCCAUCAUUGCUAAAUCGCCAUACGACCCUCCAGAUGCGCCUGACACACCUCGAAUCACAGGCUACAGUGCAAACAGCUGUUCUCUCGAAUGGGAGCCGCCAAAGAACACUGGUGGAAAGCCUAUCACCGGAUACUAUGUUGAAAAGAGAGAGCGAGGAGGCGAAUGGGUGAAGGUCAAUAACUACCCAACUCCCAACACUUGCUACACCGUCCAAGACUUACGUGAAGGCAACCGCUAUGAAUUCCGCGUAAUCGCUGUUAACGAAGCCGGACCCGGUAAACCCAGCAAACCCACCGACUCCAUUGUGGCUGAAACACAGAGACUCAAACCUAGCACUCCUGAACCUCCUAAACCUGACAGAGUUACUAAAGACUCUGUUACGUUAUCGUGGAGGCCGCCAAAGAGCGACGGUGGAUCCAAAAUCAAGGGAUACAUCAUUCAACAAAAAGCCAAGGGCGACAAAGACUGGAAGGACGUCAACGAUACGCCUAUCCCGAGCCUGGUGCAUACUGUACCUAAUCUUAAGGAAGGAGAAGAAUACCAGUUCAGACUCAUCGCUGUCAAUGAAGUUGGCAAAUCUGAACCCAGCAAACCGACAUCGGAUAUCGUCAUCGCUGAACAGCCUAACAAACCGUGUAUGGAUCUUGGAGGUGUCCGAGACAUUACUGUACGAGCUGGAGAAGACUUCUCCAUCCACGUGCCGUACACUGGCUAUCCUCAGCCGACGGCGUCUUGGUUCGCUGAGGACAACCUCCUUGACGUUGAUGGAGAUUCAAGAAUAUUCCAGAAAAUUACCCCAGAAUCGGCCUCUCUCGUCGUCAAAAAUGCUAAGAGAUCAGACGGUGGACAAUAUCGCUUACAACUGCGAAACCCAUCAGGAUACGACACUGCUACAAUCAACGUUCGCGUCCUCGACAGACCUGGAAAACCAGAAAACCUGCGCGCGGAUGAGUUUGAGGGUGAAGCUCUCACUUUAUACUGGAACCCACCGAAAGACAACGGCGGUGGAGAAAUCACAAACUAUGUCGUCGAGAAACGCGAAGCUCGCACUCCAACUUGGACCAAGGUGUCCGGGUAUGUCACAACACCGUUCUUACGGGUGAAGAACCUUUCGGUUGGCAGGAGUUACGAGUUCCGUGUAAUGGCUGAGAACCAAUAUGGACAAUCUGAACCGGCUCAAACCCUCGAGCCGAUCAGAGCUAGACAUCCCUUCGAUCCACCGGGAGCGCCCGGAGCUCCCAGCGCUGUGGAAACCACGGAAUCCUCAAUCACACUCACAUGGAACAAACCACGUCACGAUGGAGGGUCACCGAUCACCGGUUACAUUCUUGAAAAGAGAUUGAUAACCGAGGACAAGUGGACGAAGGCGUCCCACGCACACAUUCCAGACACGACUUACAAAGUCACAGGGUUAAUAGAGAAUCAUGAAUACGAAUUUAGAGUGGCAGCAGUGAAUGCGGCCGGCCAAGGGCCGUACUCCGCCAGUUCAGAUGCGAUACGCGCGUGUGCGCCGCCCAACGCACCUAAAAUCACAAGCGACCUCAGUCUACGCGACAUCACAGUUAUCGCAGGGGAAGAAAUCAAGAUCACCGUGCCGUUCACCGGCAAUCCUAGACCGAAGGUAUCAUGGAUCGUGAACAACGACGAAGUCUUCCCAGACCACCGUAUUCGCUUCGUCACAUCCGACGUCAACACUGUCUUCUACAAUACCAGCGCUAAGAGAUCAGACACCGGCUCAUACACUGUCAAACUUGUUAAUACUGAGGGAUCAGACAGUGGAACCUGCAGGGUUCUGGUUGUAGACAAACCAUCCCCACCAGUGGGUCCAAUGGAAGCGUCGGACAUCACACCGGACACUUGUACCGUGUCCUGGAAAGUGCCGCUAGAUGAUGGCGGAUCGCCCAUUACCAACUAUAUCGUGGAGAAAAUGGAUAAUACUGGCGUGUGGUCAAAGAUCUCAUCCUUUGUCCGAGGCUGCCAUUACAACGUGAUGGGCCUGGAGCCAGAACGCAAGUACCUGUUCAGAGUGCGCGCUGAGAACCAGUACGGUGUUUCGGAGCCGCUUACUAUGGAUGACCAUGUCGUUGCUAAGUUCCCAUUCACGGUACCAGACGCACCAGGCGUCCCACGUGUCACCGAUUGGGACGGUUCGACGGCUACCGUCAUCUGGGACCGUCCCAGAUCGGACGGAGGGGCCCGUAUUCAAGGAUACAAGAUCGAAUACAGAGACGUACAGGAUAAGAUUUGGACAAGCGCCGACUAUCUUGUUAAGGACUGUAAUUAUCAGGCAUACAACCUGGAACCCGGCCACGAGUACGAGUUCCGCGUGCGCGCGAAGAACGCGGCUGGCUUCAGCAAAUACUCCAGUACGUCGCAAGUGUUCAAAGUACGCGGACGUGCCGGACCACCUUCGGCCCCGAGGGACCCUCGAGUCUUGCGAGUCGGAAGGAACUACGUUGACGUGGCUUGGGAUGCACCUGCUAGUGAUGGAGGUGCACGUAUCAGCGGCUACAUCAUCGAAAGACGCGAGUUGUCAAGCUCUAUUUGGGUCAAAUGCAAUGACUACACAGUGCUGGACACCAGCUUCACUGCGCUCAAUCUCAGCGAGAAGGCAGACUUCGAAUUUAGGAUUAUUGCUGUCAAUUCUGCUGGCAAAUCGGAGCCAUCGUCUUGCACGACGCCCGUAAGGACUGGUGAAGAAGUGGGUGGAGCCAAGCCGGAAUGGCUGAAGAAGUUGGCGCCUCAUCUCAACGUGCCCAUGGGCAGGCCAUUCACUUUGGAGUGUGUCGCCUCCGGCAGCCCCUUGCCCACAGGCAGGUGGAUGAAGGGUGGACGGGAAGUUGUACUUGGUACCAGAUUUAUAGCGGAAUCCCGCGAAGGCACCCUCCGCCUGAACAUCCUGGAGGUGACGGAAGCAGACGAAGGCGACUACACCUGCGAAGCCUUCAACUCCAUUGGACAUAUUUACUGUACUGCUCAUCUCAAGAUUGGAAGCCCACCAAGGAUUACCCGAAUGCCGGGAGACUUACACUUGCCGGAGCAUGACAACACUAAGAUCAAGAUUCUGUACACGGGUGACCAGCCCGCUGACGUCACGAUCUCUAAAGACGGCCGUGCACUUAGCGAGUCUGUUCACUUCAAGUUCACAGUGUUCGAUGAUUACAUCCUUAUUUUCAUCAAGGACAUCACUAAGGAUGAUAUGGGAUUAUACAAAGUGACAAUCAAGAACAGCUCGGGAGAGAUAUCGGACACCUUCUCGGUGACAGUCACGGGAUUGCCCGGACCUCCCCAAGGACCGCUCGAAGCGACAGAUAUCACCAGGCACACGUGCACUCUCGCCUGGAAACCACCCACCUACGACGGUGGAUUGCCUGUCACCCACUACGUGGUCGAGAGGAUAGAUAUCUCUGGAACGACCUGGAUUACCAUCGCGUCGUGCGUUAGAGAUACCAGGUUCACAGUCCAUGGUUUAACUGAAGGACAAGAAUACAACUUCAGGAUUCACGCUGCUAAUGAAAACGGAAUCGGACCCGCCCUCGAAGGUGUUAAUCCUGUUAAGGCUAAAGCGCCAUUCGACCCGCCAUCGGCUCCUGGAGUUCCCAAGAUCGUGGAAGUCGGAGGCCAUUUUGUUCACCUUGAAUGGGACAAACCUGAAAGUGAUGGAGGUGCUCGGAUACAAGGCUAUUGGGUAGACAAACGCGAAGUGGGCUCUCAGAGUUGGCAGAGGGUGAACCCUGGUCUCUGCGUGGCCACGCAACUGAACUGCGCCAACCUCAUCGAGGGACGCCAGUACGAGUUCAGAGUGGUCGCUCAAAACGAAGCAGGUUUAUCACCACCGAGCACUAACAGCCAACAAGUGCGCGCACAGGAUCCUGCAGCGGCAACUCCGCCAGAGAUAGUGAAACCAUUGAAGAACGCGAACUGCAUCCAGUACCACAACGCCAAGUUCCAGUGCACCAUCACUGGAGUACCUCGGCCUACCAUCUCUUGGUACAAGGGUGCUCGUGAAAUAAUGAACGGCCCACGCUACCGCAUUUGGAGUGAGGGAGACAACCACUUCCUGACCGUACUAGAGGUGUACGGUGAGGAUGCGGACGAAUAUCAGUGCAGAGCUGUUAACAAGGCCGGUGCCAAGAGCACCAGGGCUGAACUUCUUAUUAUGACUGCACCAAAACUAAACGUCCCACCACGCUUCCGAGACACGGCCUACUUCGACAAGGGCGAAAAUGUCGUGAUCAAGAUUCCCUUCACCGGACACCCGGUUCCCAAGAUCACCUGGGUCAGAGAGGGAGAGACCAUCGAGUCUGGACUGCACUAUCACGUGGAGAGGAAAGAACGUCACGCGAUAUUAACAAUCCGUGACGCGAGCAAACUGGACUCUGGCCCUUACCGCAUCACGGCUGAGAACGAAUUGGGACAGGACUCUGCCAGCAUCCACAUCGAGAUUAGCGAUCGUCCGGACCCACCUCGCUUCCCAGCGGUAGACAACAUUGGCGUGGAUUCUCUAGCUUUGAGCUGGCGUGCUCCACUAUGGGAUGGCGGAUCAGAUAUCACUAACUACUUGGUUGAGAAACGAGAACACCCUAUGUCUAGCUGGAUUAGGGUUGGCAACACCAGGUUUACAACGAUGGCAAUAACGGGUCUUGCGUCAGGCAAACAAUACGAGUUCCGCGUAUACGCCGAGAACAUCUACGGACGUUCGGAGCCAAGCGAACCCACGUCCCUUGUGCAAACUAAGUCUAUUAUUAAGAAGGAGUUCAAAAAGAAGGAAUAUCCAGUGGACGAAAGCGGCAAACGUAUACGUACGAACGCAGACCACGGCCCAGUAAAGGACUACGACAGCUAUGUAUUUGAUAUCUACAGUAAAUACGUGCCGCAACCAGUCGAGAUUCAAACUUGCUCCGUGUACGACAAAUACGAUAUCUUAGAGGAGAUUGGCACAGGUGCGUUCGGCGUGGUCCAUAGAUGUCGCGAGAGAGCCACCGGCAACAUAUUUGCGGCUAAAUUCAUUCCCGUCACUGGCGCUAUGGAGAAGGAAUUGAUCAAGAAGGAAAUAGACAUUAUGAACCAGCUGCACCAUAGGAAAUUGAUCAACCUUCACGAUGCCUUCGAAGAUGAUGACGAGAUGGUGCUGAUAUUUGAAUUCUUGUCCGGCGGCGAGUUAUUCGAGCGAAUAACCGAACCUGGCUAUAACAUGAGCGAAGCUGAGGCAGCGCACUAUAUGAGACAAGUUUGUGAGGGAGUCAAACAUAUGCACGAACAAAACAUUAUUCAUCUGGAUCUCAAACCUGAGAACGUCAUGUGUCAGACCAGAACUGGUACUGAUGUUAAGAUCAUCGACUUUGGCCUGGCCACCAAAUUAGAUCCCAAUGAAGUGGUCAAGAUAUCGACUGGCACGGCUGAGUUCGCAGCCCCAGAGAUCGUGGAGCGAGAACCGGUCGGCUUCUACACUGACAUGUGGGCCGUUGGAGUUUUGGCCUACGUCUUAUUAUCUGGACUCUCGCCAUUCGCGGGUAACAACGACAUCGAGACCCUGAAGAACGUGAAGGCCUGCGACUGGGAGUUCGACGAGGAAGCUUUCCAGCACGUAUCUGAUGAUGCCAAGGACUUCAUCAGGCGGCUGCUGGUUAAGAACAAGGAAAAACGUCUGACAGCACACGAGUGCCUCGUGCACAAGUGGUUGGCGGGCGACGCGUCCGCUUCUAGGACCGCCACUAUCGCCGCCAGACGCUACGAGGCUAUGCGGGACAGGCUUCGAAGGAGAUACGAGAACUGGUCAUCAUUCGUCCUGCCGAUCGGAAGGAUCAGCGAAUACAGUUCUCUGCGUAAACUGCUUAUUGAGAAGUGGAAGAUCUAUGAUGGACAAUUCGACCGUCGCCAAGCGGCACCACGGUUCGUGAUAAAGCCCCAAUCGGCCUUCUGCUACGAGGGUCAGUCCGUGAAGCUGUACUGCCGCAUCAUCGCCUGCGCCGCCCCGACGGUCACCUGGAGCCACAACAACAGGGAGCUCCGCCAAUCCGUCAAGUACAUGAAGAGAUACGCGGCAGACGACUACUACUUCAUAAUAAACCGAGCCAAGUUGGAAGACCGCGGCGAGUACAUCAUCCGAGCGGAGAACCACUACGGCUUCAGGGAGGAAGUUGUCUUCUUAAACGUACAACCGGUACCUAAAGUGCAGAGACAGCACGUGCCCGAAGCCCCUCGUCGCCGCGAGCACACCCCGUACACCUUCUGGCAAGAAAGCAGCGAGACCGCUCCUUCCUUCACCUUCCAGUUGAGGCCCAGGGUCAUGCAGGCCAGGGACACUUGCAAGCUGCUCUGCUGCUUGAGUGGAAAACCACCUCCGACUGUCAAAUGGUACAAGGACAAACGCGAGCUAUCGAAGUACGACUACGCGAUGUCGAACUCCGACGGCGUGGUGACGAUGGAGAUCAUCGACUGCCGGCCCGAGGACAGCGGGAAGUACUCGUGCGUCGCCACCAACGUGCACGGCACGGACGAGACCUCUUGCGUCGUCAUUGUUGAGGGUGAAGUAGUGAGCGAGGAACAAGCGGCCUUAGCCCACAACUUGCUGCAUUCAGGCGAGAGACGAUACAUCGAGAAACAUCUUAAGCCUGCGCCUGCGCCGAUCAUUACUAAGACUAAGGUGACAAUUGACCCGCCAAGCAAAUCCACCACGAUGAGGCCGAAGUAUUCACCACAGAGCUCGGUAGAGGCCAGUAAGAAGAAAUACGGCUCCAAACUAGACUCGGACUCUGCGUCUCGGUCGAGAAGUGCCACAAAGGAAUUAAUAUUACCAGCGGCCGACGCGAGCAUGUGCGCGCCAUCGUUCGCGCGCGCUCUGCCGGACGCGUGGGCGGCGAGGGACGGCGCUCCCUUGCUGCUCUCCUGCUCGGUGCGGGGAGACCCCGACCCUCGAGUGGAGUGGUUCAAGAAUGGGCAGCCGCUGCACUCCUCUGAGGUUGUUGACCUUAAAUACAAGAACGGCGUAGCGUCGUUGGCCAUCAAUGAAGUGUUCCCGGAAGAUGAGGGUGUUUAUUCUCUGAAGGCCAUCAACAGUCAGGGAGAAGUUGAGACCAAGUGCAGCGUCAGUGUUAAAGCAUCAGACGGAGGAGCCAGCGCGAAGUUGGGCGACAAGCCUCCGCGGAUAGUGGACCACGCCAUCUCGCAGAUCGUCAACGAUGGAGAUGCUGUCACAUUGUCAUGCAGAGUAACGGGUGCCGAACGAUUCGAUGUCGUCUGGCUGCACAACAACAAGGAGAUUAAGCCUUCGAAGGACUUCCAGUACUCCAGCGAAGCCUCCAUUCACAAACUUCACAUCGCUGAGAUAUUCCCAGAAGACGCUGGUGUAUACACAUGCGAGGCGUUCAAUGACGCGGGUGAAUCAUUCUCGUCGUGUACGUUAGUUGUUCGUGUUUCGGGCGAAGAGAUCACCACGCCCCAAUUCACGAGCUUCCCUAACUCCACGACUACGGUUAGCGCCGAGCCGGCUGCCUUCAUAGCUGAGUUGGAGAAGCCACCUCUCCAACUCCAAUGGCUGAAGGACGGCAAGCCCAUCGACGAAACAUCAACCCGCUACAGAUUCACAAUGGAAGGCAACUCCAAGUAUCGCUUUGAGAUCGCCUCCAGCUCGAGCGACGACAGCGGCCAGUACCAAGCUCGCGCCGUCGGCUCCAAAGGCGACUCCUUCGCGGCUUUCUACCUUAACGUAGUCGACAACUAA